UAGCCGUUCAGUGGGUAUGCGUUGUAGGGUUCUACAUCUACAGUAUCAAUUAACUGUGAAAAAAAAAAAACGCCGGCCACGUCAUUCUGCCGUAGCCGCGACAGUGUUAUCUCGUAGCGUACAGCGUUUUGAGUACAAAUAUCUUCCUCUAUUAUUUUUAUUUUUACGAUCGUCGACAGUUUUAAAGGGUUUACGCCGUUCGCGGUACACGUUACUACUUACACUUACUCUUAUUGUGUUCAUUCAUCAAAAGAUAUUUUGUUUUUUUUACCACCUCUUCCCGCAACCGACCGUUUUUUUUUUACAAAUCCGAAAUCCGUGUUUACCGACAAAUAGCCGACUGUUCCUAGACGGCGUCUGAGGCCGUCCGUCCGUCCCUGUCACGUCACCGACGAGGGCUAGUGAACAUACGCACCUACUUAUUCGUGUGGACCAAUAACGGUUCGUCACCGUUCCGAGUUUUUUGAGACGGUGACCACCGCCGUCAGCAAGAAACCAAAAUGAAUAUAUUCAGACUUUGUGGUGACUUGUCACAUCUGCUGGCCAUUCUGCUGUUACUCGUUAAGAUAUGGAAGACCCGAUCUUGCGCCGGUAUAUCGGGAAAAUCUCAAAUACUUUUUGCAAUUGUUUAUACAACAAGAUAUUUAGAUUUAUUCACAAGUUUUGUAUCUGUUUAUAACAGUUUUAUGAAAGUAGUGUUUCUAACAGCAUCAUAUGGAACAUUAUAUUUAAUGUUCUUCAAAUUUAAGCCAACAUAUGACCAUAACCAUGAUAGCUUUAGAAUUUUGUACUUAAUCAUACCAUCAUUGGUGCUAUCAUUUAUCAUUGUUCAUGUUUACACCGUGAUGGAGAUUUUAUGGACUUACAGUAUUUAUUUGGAAGCAGUAGCAAUUAUGCCACAACUGUUUAUGGUAUCUAGAACAGGCGAAGCUGAGACUAUUACUUCUCACUAUUUGUUUGCUCUGGGUUCUUACAGAGCACUUUAUAUAUUGAAUUGGAUUUACCGUUAUUAUACAGAAGAUUUUCUUGACAUGAUUGUAAUUAUUGCUGGAAUUGUGCAAACCAUCUUGUACUGUGACUUCUUUUAUCUCUAUAUAACUAAAGUUUUAAAAGGUAAACGACUGUCCUUGCCUGUCUAAACAUGGAAGGAAAACCUCAGACCAAAGUGUCAAUA
Messenger RNA from Melanaphis sacchari, 1174 nucleotides. It is a transcript of the gene KdelR, whose product is annotated as ER lumen protein-retaining receptor. Gene Ontology annotation, molecular function: ER lumen protein retrieval receptor activity. The record is from RefSeq and is a predicted model, not a curated record. Gene Ontology annotation, biological process: endoplasmic reticulum to Golgi vesicle-mediated transport; protein retention in ER lumen. The transcript is spliced from 5 exons. Lineage: Eukaryota; Metazoa; Arthropoda; Insecta; Hemiptera; Aphididae. The coding region runs from base 501 to 1139 and encodes 212 amino acids. Gene Ontology annotation, cellular component: cis-Golgi network; endoplasmic reticulum; membrane.